Molecule: messenger RNA, 285 nt
Organism: Brugia pahangi
Lineage: Eukaryota; Metazoa; Nematoda; Chromadorea; Rhabditida; Onchocercidae
Source: the annotation of a GenBank genome assembly
AUGGCUUUCAGUGGCAAUACUGUGGUUGCUGAUGAUGAGCUUUCGUGUCAAUUAUAUCAACUGGCUCGCUAUGAAUUCCUGACGCAUAUGAUAACAUAUGUUUAUGGUCUUAAGCUCAAAUAUCAGCCGCGACAGUUUCUUAUUAUCCGCUUCGUUGGAAACAUUAAAACAAUACAUAAUUUCAUUUACGAGUCAAUUAUUCUUGAAAAUUACCAACCGAUGUUAGCAAUCAAAGCUGUAAUAAAUGCAGAAAAGUUUCAAUUUUUCUUGGUUCACAUUGCUUGA